Messenger RNA from Gopherus evgoodei (Goodes thornscrub tortoise), 3509 nucleotides. RefSeq names its product NADH-cytochrome b5 reductase-like (gene CYB5R5). The transcript has 7 exons. Gene Ontology annotation, molecular function: oxidoreductase activity. The record is from RefSeq and is a predicted model, not a curated record. Bases 1585 to 2511 code for a protein of 308 amino acids. Lineage: Eukaryota; Metazoa; Chordata; Testudines; Testudinidae.
GUGGCUUGGUCAGCGGUGCUGACGGGAGCCACCAAGGUCCCUUUUUGACCUGGUGUUCUGGUCAAAAACUGAACACCAGCAGCUCUAGUUAGGGGUGCCCGCUUCCAAGCCUGUCUCUUCCGUGGCAUAUGAUGGACCUGUCCAUCCAUGAAUGCAGAGCUUCUCCCCUAAUCCCAUGACUCCAGGAUCUGGGGCUUCAAGAGAGCCGCCCUACAAUCUGCCCUGACUCUGGGUCCCACCAACUGGGAUGAUUAGCUACCACCUCCCGUAGCUACAGGAAGCAGCAGGCUCCCGGUCUUGCCUUUGCCUGGUAGCAUGAUGCGGUUGCAUGGCUGAGCUGGACUGCAGGGGGAAGAUGGAUUUAUCAUAUUACAGCUGUACCCAAAUCACAGAACUGAGAGGCAUAUUGAAUGCCCUCCCCAAACACUGCUCCUGUGUUACUUGUACAGGCCCCUUUCGCCUACUCUCCAUUUGUCCAGAUUGGAAACUCACCAAAGGAGAGACCUGCCUUCCCUGAUGUCCUAGGCUCUUUCCCAACAGAAAGAUAGUGGCUCAGUACCUGCUCCAAGGAGCUUUUACUAUCUUUGGGUGAAAGAAAAAUAUUCUUUGGGUAGAAGGUAGCACAGUCUGAGUACAACGCUAGGAGUCAGCUCUCAUGAGCUGUAGGCCCUGUGCUAACAACUGAUAUUCAUCUUUGGCCUUGGUCAGGUCACAAAAGCUAAUUUUUAACGGACACUUAGGACCUAACAGACAUCCUGAGCACCCAUGACUCCUAUUGACUUUGCUAUGGAUGCUCAGUAUGUUGCUCCCUGUGGCUGGACUGCUAAAGUCAGUGGCCACUUUUCAAAAUGUUGGCCCUAGUGUUUCAUUUCUCCCUCAGUAAAAUGAGAAUAAUAAUAUGUUUGUCACAAGUGUGAAGAUAAGUUUUAAUCCUCAUAAAGCACCUUGAAAAUGAAAAUGGUUAUAGGCGUUAAGUAUUCUUCAAUGCUGCCAGUUGUGGUUUUAUAAUUUUCCUCAUUUUUGAAUGAUACAGCAUUAAUAAUACCUAGCUCUUAUCUAGCACUCUUCAUCGGUAUAUGCCAAAGCAUUGAGUUUAGCAAUGUAUUAAAAAGUUGUGAUGUUCCACAGAGGUUAGUUUUGGGACUUCUUUUGAUAGGACAUGAUCUAGGACUGUCUGAUAUAAGGAUCUUUGGAUGGGGGGAGGUUAAAGAUAAUUCUACCAGUGCUUGCCAUCUCCUCCUUAUUCAAUAUCUAACCCUGUAGCAACUCUCUUGCUCACCAAAAUGGCCCCUUACUUGACUGAUUUCACUAAACAGUGCUCCCUGUCAAGUUCCUCUCUCUGACCACCACCUGUAUUUCUCUAGCAUCGCUUAUCCUCCAGCCUUCCAGAGGUUGAACCUCUCUAUUAAAAGCGGGGGCAGGUGCAGGCCACAUUUUAGAAUGCUGCUUUGUAUGUUGAGUACAGUAAUAAAGAUGUAUUGAAGGAGAGGAUUUAGAGAAAGAUGCAAGAUAAAGAUGGGACCGGAGCACACCAUGUAUUCAUCUUUAAUGUAGGGGUGUGGCCCACAGAGAUGAUAAAUCGUAAUGAGUGAAAGUGAGGAUGACUGGCUCUCUCUUAUGCCCACUGAACCCUUGCAAUCUCAGUGCUGUGGCAGUGGCUGCAAACCGUGUGUUUAUGAUGUGUAUCAGAAGGAGCUAGCCCAGUGGGAGGAAGCCAAAGCAAAAAAAGACAGACGCCUUCUGACCAAACAGAAGGAGGAGAGUUGUAAUUCAGAAUUAAAUCCAGAUACAUUUACUGCUUUCAAGAUAAGCUCUGUGGAACAGCUAACAGAGGACACCUACCAGUAUAAAUUUGAGCUGCCAGGAAACAGCAGCCUGGGAUUGAAUUUAGGACAACAUAUUGUGUUAAGAGGGAUGGUGAAUGGUUUGGAGGUUCAGAGAGCUUAUACUCCAAUUAGCCCUGUAAACGCUGAAGGAUACUUUGAAGUUUUAAUAAAAUGCUACAAGGCUGGGCUAAUGUCACAAUAUAUAAAAUCCUGGAUUGAAGGAGACACAGUCUUUUGGCGAGGGCCAUUUGGAGGCUUCCCAUAUAGCCCUAAUCAGUAUGGAGAACUUCUUAUGCUUGCCUCUGGAACUGGCGUAGCACCAAUGCUCCCCAUUCUCCAAUACAUAACAGAAAAUGAAGAUGAUGAAACCUUUAUAACCCUGGUUGGUUGCUUCCGGACUUUUGAAAAUAUUUACUUGAAACCUCUUCUCCAAGAUCAGUCUCGAUACUGGAACGUCAGAACAUGUUACGUCCUUAGCCAGGAAUCUUCCCUGGAAAAACUUCCUUGGAGCUAUCAAGAAAACACACACACUGGCCAUAUAACUGAGAACUUGAUUAAGAAAAUGAUAAAUUCCUGUAGAAGAAAGCCAUUUGUGCUGAUUUGUGGCUCAGUAGAAUUUAAUGAAGAUAUGACUAGAUGUCUGAAAGCCAUAGGACUCAAAGAGGAUUCCUAUUUUGUAUUUUAGCAGCGUGUUCCAGGCCUGCUUCCUCUGAAAAGAAGUGCAGACCAAGCAUGCACCUGUUUGCCGUUUCCUAUGCAAACAUCAAUUUGAACUUGUCCUUUGACCUGUUUGGGUUUCUCAUGCAUAUAUUUUCAUAUGCUUUUGUAUAAAAUAUUUUAUACAGUGUCUUUAAUAUAAUUCUUAAUAUAUUAUUUUAAAAAUCCCUAUAGACCAGCUGACAAACCAUACCUGGCACAAUAACAUGGCAUAGCCAGGAAAGAGAAGAAUGAUAGUGGAAGCAGUAACUCAGACUUUCAUGAAAGAGACGUUUAGCAUUACUUUUACCUCAUUUUUUUGUGUCAUCACUUUCAUUUUGUAAAUAAAAAGGAGCAGGUAAGUAACUCUGCUCUGAUCUGUGCAUGGUUGUCACGGUACUAACACCCUGAAAGCCAUUUAGGUCUACCGUGUCACUGUGCGCUAUUGGGAACUCUUAAUCCAGAGGUUAUUGCCGUAAGGGACUUUAAAUGUAUGUCUACACUGCACAAAAGACCAGGCUUUGAUGCAGGUUUGAACCUGAACCCCAUUCCAAAUCAGUCUGAUUGAGAUCAACAGGCACUCAGGACGCAGGUCCUAGGACCCUCAUAGGGUAGUGGGUCAGAGCCCAACUCCUUCUGUGACUCAAGUCCAAGCCCUCUCGUUUUGCAGUGUGAACACGGUCAGACCACAGAUCCAUGUCAGAAGGUCUGCAUAGUGUAAUAGCAUUGAUGCGUUAACAUGGCUGUGAGACCUGGAUCCAGCAAUUAUAAACACCGAGUCCAUGAGUCCAGGUCCCCUAGACUCGGGUUUACAAUGCAGUUAGACAUACCCUAAUACUUUUGGUCACUGGACAUUUAUUAAGCCUUGCCCUACGAUGUAUUGAUGCACUGGUAUGGGUUUGCACGGUGUACCCAAAAAAUGUAAAGUCCUUUAUCAUUUGUGUACAACACUUCACAUGGAGAAUAAAAAUUUAUCCUAAAAAUCUA